This is a messenger RNA of Neolamprologus brichardi, 1947 nucleotides long. It is a transcript of the gene bora, whose product is annotated as bora aurora kinase A activator. Gene Ontology annotation, biological process: regulation of mitotic spindle organization; regulation of mitotic nuclear division; activation of protein kinase activity. Gene Ontology annotation, cellular component: cytoplasm; nucleus. Lineage: Eukaryota; Metazoa; Chordata; Actinopteri; Cichliformes; Cichlidae. Gene Ontology annotation, molecular function: protein kinase binding. The record is from RefSeq and is a predicted model, not a curated record.
UCCUGCGAUGAUUCUAUUGGCUAGCCUGCCUUGUGGGCGAAAUUAAAAAACGUUUGAACUGGUCUCUCUGCUGAUUGUUUGCUGCUGGCUUUUCAAUGUAUAUUGCUGUUAGAGUUCCGACUCAUUCACAAUUCUAAAAUGGGGGACCAUGCUGAGAUCCAGAUCACUCCAGAGACUCCAGGCAGGCCCUCCAUUAGAAACCCCUUUGAAAGUCCAAACGACUAUCACCAUCUUCGCGAACCGCUGGUGCCAAGUCCAUCUGUAUUUAAGUCCCUACCUUGUAAAGCUACUCCACCUAAGUUUAACUGGUCUAUUGAUGAAAUGGCCAGUCUCCUACCAGUGCACAUAGACCCAGAGGAAAUUCAGCGGCAAUCUUUUUACCUCAGUCAGACAAGGACGGAUUCGGACAUUGAGGAAAAACGUCAGAAUGCUAUUGAGCAGUUUUUCACCAAAGGAAUAAUUGUCCCUUCCCCCUGGGCGGCACCAGAGACCCGUAAAGUCCCUCAGAUUUCUAAGAAUAGUUCAAUGUCUGCAAUGAUUGCAGUGGAGCCAGAAAAAAAUUCAGUUGGAUGUCAGACAACCCUUACAUUGCCUUUGGCUUUUGAUUUGGAGAAAGUUCUAGGGGAAUAUUACCGUUAUGAAGAGGUGUGUGAUCCAGUGCAGGAGAGUCUGAGCAGCUCCUCCUUGCGACGAAAACUAUUCCUUGAUGGCCAGAAUAGUUAUAUUGGCUCAGACAGCUCGAGCCCUCCAAGUCCAGAGAGAGGCAAUGCCGGUCAGGAAAAGCCAUCUCCCAAGAGAGGAGACUGCAUUGAAGGUUCUGAGGGAGAAGCUGUAUCGGCUAUCUUUUCCUCCCCUUCGGCCUGUGGUGUGUCAGCUCCGACGCCUUCUACAGGUCAGUUCUCUUCGAGUCCCAUCCAGCACGGACGCUUCCGGGAUUGUAGCCUUGGCAGCAUUGACAGUCCUCUCUUCCGUGAUAGGUCCUCUCCUGCUGGCCUCAUCUCCCCCACAAUUUCUCCUAUUGUUGCACAUGCAGAACGCACACCUGUUGGCUCAGCUGAGAGGAACCAGCCGAGCUGUUUGACCCCACGUGGUGCCCCCCUGGACAUAGUCGCUUCCUGCAGUGAGAGUCCAUUUGUUGAGGGUUGCUCUCCCAUUCGUAGCUGCUCCCCACACCAGCUCCAUUGCCACAAUGAACCCCAGCGCAUUUCUCGACCCAGGCCCAGACCUAGAGGCCGCUGCUGGGCUUCCCCUCCCCUCAUCUCACCGAUCCUCAACCCUAAGCUCCCAGACAAUGAGGUGGCUGAAGAACACCUCCCCUCUGCCACUCGCUCUUCUUUCCCCUCUAUGGAAUUAGAUUCAUCAUCACCCCUGACACAAGACUCUCACCCCACCAACACUGAGAGGGUGGACCCAAUGGAACCUGUGAAAAUGGAAGAAGGCAAAGAGACAGAAAUUGAACCGAGGCUCGAGUAUGAGGAGGACGAAGGUGUGGGGCCUUCCGAGCAGCUGACCAGCUCUCGCAUGGUUAAUGCAUCAGCAACAGAAAACUCUCACAUGUUUGUGUCUCUCCUGGCAGAGGGAAGCAGCAUACGCUACGAUUCUAGCAUGCAGGUGGACAGCGGUUAUAACACUACCUCAGCAGUCAGUCUUAUUGAUGGCACCAACAAAGACUGUGACGGCAAAGAGUUCUUCUGCUCAAACAUGGCAGAAGACGCCUUCCAAGUCACUCGACACACUAAAGUAAAGGUGUUUUUUCCUCACCACUGAGCCAACUGAUAGAUGGAUUGACAGGGAUUCUUCUUCUAGUGAAAGCAUGUGCUUAAUAUGUUGCAAUCAAAUACAACAAGGUUUACACUAUGUCUAAAGCAUUUAUGGUAAAUAUGUUUGGUUAGACUGAAUUGUGUUAACUGUUAAAUGAGGUAUGAAUACAACCAUGGGGUUUCACAA